Molecule: messenger RNA, 363 nt
Organism: Serendipita indica DSM 11827
Lineage: Eukaryota; Fungi; Basidiomycota; Agaricomycetes; Sebacinales; Serendipitaceae
Source: the annotation of a GenBank genome assembly
AUGGCCUCGCCUUACAGUACAGAGGCCAUGACAAGGUCAGACGAGGGAGAUGUAGCUGUAUUAACAUAUUCUCCUUUGGACAUUGGAUCCAUCAUCGCCGCCGUCUCGAGCCCAGAGGCAGGGGCCAUCGCCACAUUCCUCGGCCAGACAAGAAACAACUUUGAUACAAAGGUCGUUACGCAUCUCGAAUACGAGGUGGGCUUACUCGGCAUUGGCCAUCAAGACCAUGGCCACCGUCCUCCAAAGAGCGAGGACGCGCUCACAGACACCUCUCACACGCCUAGCUAUUUACCAUCGACUAGGAGAAUGCCCAGUCGGAACCACUUCUAUCGUGGUAGCCGUCUCGAGUCCUCACCGCGCUGA